This is a messenger RNA of Pogona vitticeps (central bearded dragon), 868 nucleotides long. The record is from RefSeq and is a predicted model, not a curated record. Lineage: Eukaryota; Metazoa; Chordata; Lepidosauria; Squamata; Agamidae.
GUCCAAAACAGCAAGUACGUUCAUCACUUUUACCGGCAUCGCAUCCCGCUUGGUUUCCAUUUCCAUCAAGAUAAUGGAAAUUAUGCGCGCCAUAUACUGCUGCCGUCCGCACUUCACCCUAGAAAGGACGACUUGCCUCCACUUCCGUUUUAGGUGCUAGGACUCUUCUGGGCACCUGGAGGGAGGGCUGCUCCAUGGCACCACCGGCCAUGGCUGAGGGAGAUGGGCUCCUUUCCGUGGAUUAUGAAGUGUUUGGGAAAGUCCAAGGGGUGUUUUUCCGCAAAUACACACAGGCUGAAGGAAAGAAGCUGGGUCUGGUUGGCUGGGUCCAGAAUACCAACUAUGGCACUGUGCAAGGACAGAUACAAGGCCCUAUUGUAAAGGUGCAGCAGCUUCAAGAAUGGCUUCAGAAGAAGGGAAGUCCCAAGUCCAUCAUUGACAGAGCUGAAUUCCAUAAUGAAAAGAAGAUUACUAAUUUAGAAUACAGUGAUUUCAGCAUUGUCAAAUAACAAGGCCCAAAAGAAAAAGGAGCUAGUUUGCUUUUUAAAAGUCACAAGAUCAUCUAUAAGAAAACCUUCCCCUUAUAUUUUUCCAUUAAUUGUUUUACAUGCAGAUUCUUUCAGUCUUGCGUGUUAUUUAUUUACAUUAUACAGGUAUUACAUUGAAUGCACUUAUAAAUAGGCAAGCUUCUUGGCUUAAAAACUUGAUGUGCUAAUAUAAUGCCUGUUACUAAAGGCAUUACUUAGGCAUGUAAUGUCUAAUAGUAUGCAUUAAAAUUAGAUAGCCCAUUGAAAAGCUUAAGGUGAACUUUGUUGUAGAUUUCAUGAAUGCAGGUUAAUAUAUAAUAAAAUUACAGUAUUUUACUAUA